This is a messenger RNA of Coregonus sp. 'balchen', 28085 nucleotides long. Lineage: Eukaryota; Metazoa; Chordata; Actinopteri; Salmoniformes; Salmonidae. The record is from the annotation of a GenBank genome assembly.
AUGGAGGACAUUUCCUGCAAUCUAAAGCAAAGAAAUACUCUAUUAGGGUGUGGUGCCUUAAAUGAUAACAAAUUAAGUUUAAAAAAUCACAGUGGAGCAGCCAGUCCACAAGGUGGCGCAGCGCAACUCUUACAUUCUUUGAGGAGAACCCUGACAUAGAAAGAUAAUACCCGACAAGUCAUGGCUUGUGUUCGGUUGUCCGGGUCUCAGAGAUUCUUCAGGAACUUAUCUCUGAUCCUACUGAGUGGAUCCGUCUCUCUGCUCCUGUGGGCCGCUCUCAGACGCCCGACGGGCUCUGACAGGAGUCCUCUCCCCGCUCUGGACCUCCUGCCCCUGGGCUACGCUGCCGACCUGCCGGCCUGCUCAGCCAUCAUCCAGGGAGACCUGGAGGGUCUGGAGAGGGAGCAGCUCAGCCUCCUGCUGAAGACCAAGAAGAAGCAGCAGCCGUUGUCAGAGGCGUUCUACCACAAUGUGACUCAGGACUGUCAGAGGUACGUUACAGAAAGAGGGUUUAUCACCCUUCCUCUCAGCCAGGAGGAGAAGGAGUUCCCCAUCGCCUACUCCAUGGUCGUCCACGAGAGGAUCGAGAUGUUUGAGCGGCUCUUGCGUGCCGUGUACACUCCUCAGAACGUGUACUGCGUCCACAUCGACCAGAAGUCAUCUGAGGACUUCAGGACGGCAGUGAGGGCUAUCGUGUCUUGUCUGCCUAAUGUGUUUGUGGCCAGUAAGUUAGAGAGUGUGGUCUACGCCUCCUGGUCCAGAGUGCAGGCUGAUCUGAACUGUAUGGAGGAUCUCCUGAAGUCACCUGUCCAGUGGAGGUACCUGAUCAACACCUGUGGAUCAGACUUCCCCAUUAAGACCAACGCUGAGAUGGUUCAGGCCCUCAAGCUGCAGAACGGGAGAAACAGCAUGGAGUCAGAGACCACCAACGACUAUAAAAACAGCAGAUGGCAGUUCCACCACAAAAUCACCAGCAACAUGGUGGUCAAGACGAACGUUAGAAAGAGCCCUCCUCCAAUCAGCACCCCCAUGUUCUCUGGCAACGCCUACUUCCUGGUCUCCAGGGCCUUUGUCCGUCACGUGAUGGAGUCUCAGGAGGUCCGGGCGCUGUUGGAGUGGGAGAAGGACACCUACAGUCCCGAUGAACACCUGUGGGCCACCCUGCAGCGCAUGCCCUCUGUGCCAGGAUCUAACCCUUCCCACAUCAAGUACCAUGAAUCAGACAUGAACGCCAUUGCUCGCAUCGUGAAGUGGGAUUCCCUGGAAGGAGAUGUGAGGAAAGGAGCCCCAUAUCCACCCUGCUCGGGUGUCUCCAGGAGGUCCAUUUGUGUCUACGGGGCUGGAGAUCUCUGGUGGCUCCUACAGCAUCACCACCUCAUCGCUAACAAGUUUGACCCUGAGGUGGAUGAUGUGGCUAUCAGGUGCCUGGAGUCGUACCUGCGCUUUAAAGCUACAUACCGUGUAUCACGAAGGACAGCGGAAUCUGAGAGUCUCUUACAAAAACGAUGAAAUGUUAAAAGUCGUAAGUACGUUCAUGUGUAUUUAUUUAAAUAUGUUUUGAAAUGUUGUAUAUUUCUGAUGGUACUGUAAAGAGGGUUGUACACCUUCCUAAUAUUGAGUUGCACCCCCUUUUGCCCUCAGAACAGCCUCAAUUCCUCGAGUCAUGGUCUGUACAAGGUGUCGAAAGCAUGUUGACUCCAAUGCUUCCCACAGUUGUGUCAAGUUGGGUGGAUGUCCUUUUGGUGGUGGACCAUUCUUGAUACCCACGGUAAACUGUUGAGAAUGAAAAACCCAGCAGCGUUGCAGUGCUUGCCACACACUUACCCCGUCUGCAGAUGAAGAGGUCCCAAUGAAUGUCCUAAAAGAAUAAGGGAACAUCCUUGUGAUUCUGGUGGUUAUAUGGGUACCUAUGUUAGCAAAUGUUGUAUACAAAAAAACACAGAAGAUGUAUAAACCCAUUACCCUGCUUUUGGAGGUCUGCUGUGUGCAGGGUUCUGUUCCAGCCCAGCAUUAAGACACCUGAUUCAACUUACAGUGCAUUCGGAAAGUAUUCAGACCCCUUUGACUUUUUACACAUUUUGUCACGUUACAGCCUUAUUCUAAAAUGGAUUACAUUGUUGUUUUCCCUCAUCAAUCUACGCACAAUACCCCAUAAUCUCUGCGAAUGUAUAAAAAAUAGAAAACUGAAAUAUCACAUUUACAUAAGUAUUCAGACCCUUUACUCAGUACUUUGUUGAAGCGCCUUUGGCAGCGAUUACAGCCUCAAGUCUUCUUGGGUAUGACGCUACAAGCUUGGCACAGCCUAUUCCCCCUCAGGAGACUGAAAAUAUUUGGCAUUGGUCCUCAGAUCCUCAAAAAAUUAUACAGCUGCACCAUCGAGAGCAUCCUGACUGGUUGCAUCACCACCUGCUUGGCCUCCGAACGCAAGGCACUACAGAAGGUAGUGCGUACGGCCCAGUACAUCACUGGGGCCAAGCUUCCUGCCAUCCAGGACCUCUAUACCAGGCGGUGUCAGAGGAAGGCCCUCAAAAUUGUCAAAGACUCCAGCCACCCUAGUCAUAGACUGUUCUCUCUGCUACCGCACGGCAAGCGGUACCGGAGUGCCAAGUCUAGGUCCAAAAGACUUCUCAACAGCUUCUACCCCCAAGCCAUAAGACUCCUGAACAGCUAAGCAUGGCUACCCUGACUAUUUGCACUGCCCACCCACCCCCCACCCCAUCUUUUUACGCUGCUGCUACUCUGUUAAUUAUUUAUGCAUAGUCACUUUAACUCUACCACAUGUACAUAUUACCUCAACUAGCCGGUGCCCCCACACAUUGACUCUGCAUCGGUACCCCCCUGUAUAUAUAUAGCCUCCCUACUGUUAUUUUAUUUUACUUCUGCUCUUUUUUUCUCAACACUUUUUUGUUGUUUUAUUUUACUUUUUUAUUAAAAGUAAAUGCACUGUUGGUUAAGGGCUGUAAGUAAGCAUUUCACUGUAAUGUCUGCACCUGUUGUAUUCGGCGCAUGUGGCCAAUAAAAUUUGAUUUGAUUUGUAUUUGGGGAGUUUCUCCCAUUCUUCUCUGCAGAUCCUCUCAAGCUCUGUCAGGGUGGAUGGGGAGCGUCGCUGCACAGCUAUUUUCAGGUCUCUCCAGAGAUGUUCGAUAGGGUUCAAGUCCGGGCUCUGGCUGGGCCACGCAAGGACAUUCAGAGACUUGUCCCAAAGCCACUCCUGGGUUGUAUUGGCUGUGUGCUUAGGGUCGUUGUCCUGUUGGAAGGUGAAUCUUCGCCCCAGUGUGAGGUCCUGAGUGCUCUGGAGCAGGUUGUCAUCAAGGAUCUCUCUGUACUUUGCUCCGUUCAUCUUUCCCUCGAUCCUGACUAGUCUCCCAGUCCCUGCCGCUGAAAAAAACAUCCACACAGCAUGAUGCUGCCACCACCAUGCUUCACCGUAGGGUGGUGUCAGGUUUCCUCCAGACGUGACGCUUGGCAUUCAGGCCAAAGAGUUUAACAUUGGUUUCAUUAGACCAGAUAAUCUUGUUUCUCAUGGUCUGAGAGUCAUUUAGGUGCCUUUUGGCAAACUCCAAGCGGACUGUCAUGUGCCUUUUACUGAGAAGUGGCUUUUGUCUGGCCACUCUACCAUAAAAGCCUGAUUGGUGGAGUGCUGCAGAGAUGGUUGUUCUUCUGGAAGGUUCUCCCAUCUCCACAGAGGAACUCUGGAGCUCUGUCAAAAUGACCAUCGGGUUCUUGGUCACCUCCCUGACCAAGGCCCUUCUCCCCCGAUUGCUCAGUUUGGCCGGGCGGCCAGCUCUAGGAAGAGUCUUGGUGGUUCCAAACUUCUUCCAAUUAAGAAUGAUGGAGGCCACUGUGUUCUUGGGGACCUUCAAUGCUGCAGACAUUUUUUGGUAUCCUUCCCCGGAUCUGUGCCUCAACACAAUCCUAUCUCGGAGCUCUACGGACAGUUCCUUCGACCUCAUGGCUUGGUUUUUGCUCUGACAUGCACUGUCAACUGGGGGACCUUAUAUAAACGCGUGUGUGCCUUUCCAAAUCAUGUCCAAUCAAUUUAAUUUACCACAGGUGGACUCCAAUCAAGUUGUAGAAACAUCUCAAGGAUGAUCAAUGGAAACAGGAUGCAGCUGAGCUCAAUUUCGAGUCUCAUAGCAAAGGGUCUGAAUACUUAUGUAAAUAAGGUAUUUCAGUUUUUUUAUUUUUAAUACAUUUGCUAAAAUUUCUAAACCUGUUUUCACGUUGUCAUUAAUGGGUAUUGUGUGUAGAUUGAGGGAGAAAAAAGUUAUUUCAUCCAUUUUAGAAUAAGGCCGUAACGUAACAAAAUGUGGAAAAAGGGAAGAAUACUUUCUGAAUGCGCUGUACCUCCAACUCUGGUAUGGCUUCCUCUCUUUUAUACCUGGAAAUCAUACAUGUGACAUUUCUACCUGGAAAUCAUACAUGUGACAUUUCUACCUCAAUCUGUAAUGAAGGAAUAAAAAGGGGGGAGACUGCUCUAAAAAGUGAAUGCAUCCACACUUUGGUUUUGGUAGAAAACCUUUACUUUACUCAGCAUAGCGUGGGUCAGAAGUUACGCAUCACACUAUUACAACAGUGGGACUGUUUUGGAAUUACGGUUGCUGAGUUCACAUUCAUUAAUAUCCCACAAGGCCUAGUGCCUCUGACUCAGCAACUCAAAGAAGUAACACUUGCAUUUCCCUUGACCAGCAAGUCAAAAUAUUUAGUAUGACGUCUCAUAAAGGCCUCACAUUCAUUACAAAUAUGUAUACAUCUGAAUGAAAUGGAGGAAGAUGUAUACAUCUGAAUGAUAUGGAGGAAGAUGUGUACAUCUGAAUGAAAUGGAGGAAGAUGUAUACAACUGAAUGAAAUGGAGGAAGAUGUACUGUGUACAACUGAAUGAAAUGGAGGAAGAUGUACACAACUGAAUGAAAUGGAGGAAGAUGUAUACAACUGAAUGAAAUGGAGGAAGAUGUGUACAACUGAAUGAAAUGGAGGAAGAUGUGUACAUCUGAAUGAAAUGGAGGAAGAUGUGUACAUCUGAAUGAAAUGGAGGAAGAUGUAUACAACUGAAUGAAAUGGAGGAAGAUGUAUACAACUGAAUGAAAUGGAGGAAGAUGUUUACAACUGAUUCAAAUUGAGGAAGAUGUAAACAACUGAAUGAAACGAAGGAAGAUAUUUACAACUGAAUGAAAUGGAGGAAGCAAUCAAAUGUCAAUCAACUUUCCACCUAUGAUUUUGCCUCUAACACACUAACUGGAAACCAGAAGAUGGCAUAUAAUGGAUGUUUAAUUUACUGGUGUUGUUUAUGUUGGUGUAUUCUGUAGUCUGACCACUGCUGAGUUUAUUUCCAGUAAUAGAAGUAGUUCACGGUUAGAGUUGACAAGGCUGUGUAUGUAGUGUUAGAAAAUGUGUUUAAUAACAACACUGUGGUCAGAGCAGCACUGGGCUGAUUAACACCUCAGCAGCUGUAGAUUCUUCAGUUGAGGAGGCCUUUUCUCAGUAAGAGUAGGGGAGACUGGGGAACAAAGUAACACUUUUAGGCUUUUGCUUAUUAUGAAAAUGUUAUUUAAGUUAAAUGUUACAAUUGACCCAGUAGGCAAAUGUUACACAGGUCAAUAAUAAAAAAAAAUUAAAAAGGAGAGGCGGCAAGUAUAUUUACUUUAGGGCCUCAAAUCACUUUUUAUGUCAAUAAAACUAAAAGUAUCAAUGGAUUUAAACAAAACCUCUUGGGCAUGUAGAGACACUAACCAAGCAUUAGCACCUUGAAUAAGAGCUUUAAGUGGUUUCUAAUUGGAGUUAUUUAGCGGUUACAACUGACCCUGUGUUACUAUGUUCCCCAGGCUACCCUACCUUCAUGUAUAAUAUUUAAAGUGACUGCUUUGCUAAAGUAAAACAUUUUUAACUUCAACUACCAUAACAGUUUUAAAGAGCUGAAGCAGGUUACACAAUUUUACUUCAUGUAAAAUUACCUUUCUAUUUGGGAUUUAAAGGUGUGGACAUUUAUUUGCUAAUUAUUUACAUAAAGUGUUGCCUUGAAUGUUGGCUUGUGGGACGUAUGAUAUACUAUGAAUCAAUGUCUUAUUUCAUGAAAAUACAGAAAUCCUUUGUUUCAGGGAAACAUAUGUGUUUACUCAUGAGUGUGGGGAGGAGUGCCCCUUUCUGUCCAAUGAGGUCAUUUCUGGACAAUACAUCACCCUCUUCUGGUCUUGGAGGCAGGAAGGACAUCACCCUCUUCUGGUCUUCACCCCACAAGGGCAAGGACAGUGAUGAACUGUGAGCACUGUAGGCAGCUCCUGGUUGGGUACUGUGGUAGUAUAAAUACACAUAUCAGAGGGUUGGGUACUGUGGUAGUAUAAAUACACAUAUCAGAGGGUUGGGUACUGUGGUAGUAUAAAUACACAUAUCAGAGGGUUGGGUACUGUGGUCGUAUAGAUACACAUAUCAGAGGGUUGGGUACUGUGGUAGUAUAAAUACACAUAUCAGAGGGUUGGGUACUGUGGUAGUAUAAAUACACAUAUCAGAGGGUUGGGUACUGUGGUAGUAUAAAUACACAUAUCAGAGGGUUGGGUACUGUGGUAGUAUAAAUACACAUAUCAGAGGGUUGGGUACUGUGGUAGUAUAAAUACACAUUUCUGUUGUAUAAUAAUGAAUAUAAGUAAAAAUUCUAACCAACAGUUAAAGGUUAAUUUACAUUUACAUUUUAGUCAUUUAGCGGACGCUCUUAUCCAGAGCGACUUACAGUUAGUGCAUACAUAAUUUUUUUGUUUUAGUUAGCCCUAUUGACUUACUAUGGACUUACCCAUUCACCGAACCUUCCUCCUUCUAGCCAGGACAAUUUUAAUAGAGACGAAACAAGAUGUACACAAAGCAAACGUUUUACUUCAUAAUUAUCAGCUAGCUAUAUGUGAAUCGUAAAAUAGUGUAGCUAACCAGAUAGUAUAACAGGCAAAAAUGACCUAAAACCAAGGUAUAUAUCAAUUCUUGGUGGGUAGCUAGCUAACGAUUCUUCGUGGCUAUCUGGCUAGCUAACAGUAGCUAGUAGCUAGCCAGUUAGCCUUAAUGACUUACUAUGGGCUUGCUGUCUAUGCAGGUAACCGUGCCAAAAUUAACACAGCAUUUAUUUAUUAACUUAUCAAGAUAAAAUAUUGUAGUCAGGCAACAUAUGAGAUGUGAAUAGACAACAUUUUAAUUCCGAAGUUGGAGAAGUAUUUUCUCUCGCUUCAGCUCUCGCCACCAUUGAUUUCAAGAAAAUGUGCGUAACAGUUUGUUGUUGCGUCAUAUUUAAAUAAUAUUUAUUUGCAUACUUUCCGUUGAAGCCUCGACGCAUGCUUCAAAAUAUGUACAAAUUGAGUAUGCAUUCGAGAAGUGCCCUCCAUGCUCCGUUUCACAUUAAUUUUAAUUUGGACUCGUACUCCGACCCUACCGUGCUCCAAUUUGCGUGCUCGGAGCACGGUAGUAUGCAUUUCGAGAAACACCCCCAGUGACUGUUGGAAAGCAGACUGAACCAGGUUUUCCUCUAGGAUUCUGCCUGUGCUUAUCUCUAUUCCGUUUUCUUUUUAUCCUAAAAAACGUCCUAGUCCUUGCCGAUGACAAGCAUACCCAUAACAUGAUGCAGCCACCACCAUGCUUGAAAAUAUGAAGAGUGGUACUCAGUGAUGUGUUGUGUUGGAUUUGCCCCAAACAUAACGCUUUGUAUUCAGGACAUAAAGUUAAUUUCUUUGACACAUUUUUUCAGUUUUACUUUAGUGCCUUAUUGCUAAUGGGAUGCAUGUUUUGGAAUAUUUUAUUCUGUACAGGUUGAUCCAUCCUCAGUUCUCCUAUCACAGCCAUUAAAUUCUAACUGUUUUAAUGUCACCAUUGGCCUCAUGGUAAAAUCCCUGAGAGGUUUCCUUCCUCUCACGUAACGGAGUUAAGAAGGACGCCUGUAUCUUUUGUAGUGACUGGGUGUAUUGAUACACCAUCCAAAGAGUAAUUAAUAACUUCACUAUGAUUUUUUAUUUUUACCCAUUUUAUUUUUACCCAUCUACCAAUAGGUAGAGGCAUCUUUGUGAGGCAUUGGAAAACCUCCCAGGUCUUUGUGGUUGAAUCUGUGUUUGAAAUACACUGCUCGACUGAGGGACCUUACAGAUAAUUGUAUGUGUGGGGUACAGAAAUGAGGUAGUCAUUCAAAAAUCAUGUUAAACACAAUUAUUGCACACAGUCCCUGUGUAACAGGUCAAAUAAUUACAGAUUUUUGCAACCGUUCAUUUUCUAUUUUUUAUUUUAUUUUGUGAGUUGAUUUCACCAAAAUAUUGUAUUGUUCAGCAUUUCGUGUAGUCUACAGAUAUUGGGAGAGUUAGUUGUGUAAGUGCGCCCUCUAGAGCUGGUUUGGUUAUAUGCGGAGUGGUGUCAUGCUUUUCUCAGUCUGCAUUCUACUCGACUGAGGGAGGUAUGUGUUCACUUCGGCGUGAUAUAAACUUGAUAUACCUGUUAAAACUAAAACGUUUCAGUGCACAUAGUAACUUGUAUGUAUAUUAUAUGAUGAGUGUACGCACAUUUAAUCAAGCUGUGUCGUGAAUUUAGCUAUUUUUGAGAGUUUGAGAAAUUGCUAACUUAGCUAACCUCGUGUUUUGUUUAGCUGUAAGUUAGCAAUCGUCAUUCUAUCCUCUUGUGUUGAAGCCCACGUUGUUCUUUUUAUGUUAGGCGGAUUCUGGUCGAGGGUAGAGUUUUGAACAUUUUCUCUCCUUGAUGUUGAACAGGUAUGUAUUCCCUAUAUCAGGUUAAAAAUAUGUGUUCAUUUAAAAUGUUUUCAUGUAUUGAUUAGUGUUUAAUGGCACUGAAAAGCUCAAAUGUGAAGGAUUACAUGUUGCUUCGUGCAUAUUACUGUAUGUAUUACCUAUUUGAAAGAUGGUUUAUGUCAUGUUGCACAGUAUUAAUGUAAAGGCUAAAAGCUCAGAGUUUUUGGCAGAGAUAACAUGCAAUAUGACACAUACAUAAGAUAUACACCAGAUGCAAUGUUUAUUUUCCAAUUAUGUUGUAUUUUAUUCCUUGGAUUUUUGAAUGUGAUUAUAUUGAGUCUGCAUUCUACUCGACUGAGGGAGGCGGAUUCUGGUCGAGUUUUGAACAUUUUCUCUCCUUGAUGUUGAACAGAUUGAGAGAGUUGUACACAAUAAAGUGCCUUCAAGUACGCCAGUGUCUUGUCUUCAGUGCACCGGAACACAACGCAGUAGUCGGCAAGGAGCAGACCGCGCCGGCUACACCUGCAGCUUAUUAUUUGACUUGUUAAGCACAUUUCUACUCCAGAACUUAUUUAGGCUUGCCAUGAAUACUUAUUGACUCAAGACAUUUCAGCUUUUCAUUUUCUUAUGAAUUUAUGAACAUUUCUAAAAUCAUAAUUCCACUUUGACAUGAUGGGUUAUUGUGUGUGACACAAACAUAUCAAUUUAAUCUAUUUUAAAUUCAGGCUGUAACAACAAAUUUGGAAAACGUCAAGGGGUGUGAAUACUUUCUGAAGACACUGUAUACAGUCUAUUCACAAACCUAUCUGCUGUCCCAAUGCUCUGUCUGAACGUUAAUACGCCUCGCUUUCGAUAAGGUUUUGGAAACAUUUGGAACUUUAAUUUUCUCGCUGAUAUGAAAGUUAUCUAAUACUAAAAAUACACUUACUGUGCUCAGAUUUAGCACAGCUGCACACUGUUCUGAAUAACACAACUUCCUCCCUAGUUGCGCUGCAAUGGAAGAGUGAGCGUAAGGUGGAAGUGUUUUACGUCGCCUGCUGAAAGCAACUGUAUCUUUUGUGUUAGAAAAAUUAAGUUCCAAAGGUUUCCAAAACCGUAUCGCAAGGGAGGAUUAUUAACUCUUCUAAAUGUUAAAACAGAGCGUCGGGAUUUUAGUUCACAUUGAGCCAGCUGUGAUCCAUAUCUUCAACUGAGAACCCAAUGACUCCCGAGUGGUGCAGUGGUCUAAGGCACUGCUAGAGAUCCUGGUUCGAGUCCAGGCUCUGUUGCAGCCGGCCGUGACCGGGAGACCCAUGGGCGGCGCACAAUUGGUCCAGCGUCGUCCAAGGUAGGGGAGUGUUUGGCUGGCAGGGAUGUGGGUUCGUUUCCCACGGGGGGGCCAGUAUGGGGGGAAAAAAAUACAUAAAAAAAAAACAUGUAUGCAUUCAGAUUAGCGUCUGCUAAAUGACUAAAAUGUAAGAGGGAUGGCUGUAUGCCAUCUCCAAUGGUCCACACAUUGCUGGCUGUGCUUUGCUACCACAGAGAAAAGAAAGGAAUAAUGUCCAUUAGGAUCCCAUAAAACUGAGGCAGUAUGAGAACAUAUUCAAGUAAGUAACUUCAUUAAAAAAAAAGUGCUAUUAGCUAACUAAAUAGUUAGCCUACACAGUGGCCUACUUUAGGUAACUCAAAUGAGCUGCCAUAGCUAGCUAACGUUAGCUAACUUGACUUGUGUAUAUAGCUAGCUAAGUGAAUUAAAUAUAAUCAGCUAACUUCCUAUCAGCUAGCUAUCUUUUGAUGUAUUUAUCAUUGUAAAUUAAAAACACAAGCGCUACAUGCAUUUAUAGCUAACCGCCUUGGAAGAGGGUGAAAUUGCAGCUCCAGCUGUCAGCAAAGGGAGAGUGCAGGCUACUGGGCAGGUCAUUUAGUGGGAGUAAUCUCCAGUUCCAGUCCCUAGGUGAAUUAUGAGGACAGAGAGAUAACAGCAACGUAAUAUUCAGUGCUGUCUAAUUUGGAGUAUAAUGCAGCCUGUUUCUUUGUGAUGAUUCUCCUCAGAUACAGAGAGCCGUGAAACCCCCGUCUGCAGAUGAAGAGGUCCCAAUGAAUGUCCUAAAAGAAUAAGGGAACAUCCUUGUAAUUCUGGUGGUUAUAUGGGUACCAAAUGUUGUAUACAAAAAAACACAGAAAAUACAAGGCUGGAAUGGGCUACAAGACCAUCGCCAAGCAGCUUGGUGAGAAGGUGACAACAGUUGGUGCGAUUAUUCGCAAAUGGAAGAAACACAAAAUAACUGUCAAUCUCCCUCGGCCUGGGGCUCCAUGCAAGAUCUCACCUCGUGGAGUUGCAAUGAUCAUGAGAACGGUGAGGAAUCAGCCCAGAACUACACAGGUGGAUCUUGUCAAUGAUCUCAAGGCAGUUGGGACCAUAGUUACCAAGAAAACAAUUGGUAACACACUACGCCGUGAAGGACUGAAAUCCUGCAGCGCCCGCAAGGUCCCCCUGCUCAAGAAAGCACAUAUACAGGCCCGUCUGAAGUUUGCCAAUGAACAUCUGAAUGAUUCAGAGGAGAACUGGAUGAAAGUGUUGUGGUCAGAUGAGACCAAAAUCGAGCUCUUUGGCAUCAACUCAACUCGCCGUGUUUGGAGGAGGAGGAAUGCUGAUGCUGCCUAUGACCCCAAGAACACCAUCCCCACCGUCAAACAUAGAGGUGGAAACAUUAUGCUUUGGGGGUGUUUUUCUGCUAAGGGGACAGGAGAACUUCACCGCAUCAAAGGGACGAUGGACGGGGCCAUGUACCGUCAAAUCUUGGGUGAGAACCUCCUUCCCUCAGCCAGGGCAUUGAAAAUGGGUCGUGGAUGGGUAUUCCAGCAUGACAAUGACCCAAAACACACGGCCAAGGUAACAAAGGAGUGGCUCAAGAAGAAGCAUAUUAAGGUCCUGGAGUGGCCUAGCCAGUCUCCAGACCUUAAUCCCAUAGAAAUCUGUGGAGGGAGCUGAAGGUUCGAGUUGCCAAACGUCAGCCUCGAAACCUUAAUGACUUGGAGAAGAUCUGCAAAGAGGAGUGGAACAAAAUCCCUCCUGAGAUGUGUACAAACCUGGUGGCCAACUACAACAAACGUCUGACCUCUGUGAUUGCCAACAAGGGUUUUGCCACCAAGUACUAAGUCAUGUUUUGCAGAGGGAUAAAAUGCAAAUCAAUUUAUAAAAUGUUUGACAUGCGGUUUUCUGGAUUAUUUUGUUGUUAUUCUGUCUCUCACAGUUCAAAUAAACCGACCAUUAAAAUUAUAGACUGAUCAUGUCUAUGUCAGUGGGCAAACGUACAAAAUCAGCAGGGGAUCAAAUACUUUUUUCCCUCACUGUAUAUGCGAGAGAAAAAAAACAUAUGGGGGAUUGGAAGUGAUGCAGACAAUUACAUUGAUGGAAGUUACAAUCUAUCUGCAAUAUUAAAGCUGAUCAACCCCCCCCACCCCACCCCCACCCACAGGUAAAGUCUUCCCCCAGGAUGAUGCAGCGCCCCCCUUGGGCCAAUCAGUGUAAUUUUGUAAAUGACGGAUCUCUCUGGCAAGAUGCAUCAUUCACCCAAGUUUCGUCAAAAUCAGGCCAGUAGUGUCUGAUAUCGCGUUAGCUAGCCUCAGAAACAACCAAAUGACGGCUUUUUACCAGAUCCGAAUAUUUUCUCAUGAACUGUUUAUUUUCAUAAAUUCGGUAUCCUAAGCUACAAAAUAUAAUAUUCUGCCCAUAUGAACGAAUUGAUUUUAGGCCAUAGCCUAAAGAACAGCUAUAGGAUUUAAUGAAAAGCAGCAAAUAGAUUAAUACAUUAUUUCACAUUCUUUAAUAAAAGACUCAAAACAGAAACAGGCAAUAGGGCUGGCUUCAGUUUCUCUGGCAAAUAGGCCUACAAGGAAACUCGAUGUAUCUCGACAACGGGGCUGUACGCACAAUUUUUUUCUCCACAAAAAGACACAUAAGCGCAUGAAACCUGUACAACACACACACACACACACAAACUGGGGGUCACUAUGGGGUGUGUGACAGAUACUUGGCCCAUAAUGGAGUCAUACUCACACGCCAUCAGCUGCCAGCUGCGUUGCCGUGACGCCGUUGCUAGGUUGUUGUCGGUCAGAGCUGACUGGAUCUCUGUUGCUACGGUACCAAUGUUUACUAUGUUCACCUGAACAGGUGAGAUAAGAGGAGGAGGAGAGGAGGAGGAGGAAGAUGGAGGGGAAAGAGAGCGAGAGAUUGAGUUGGAGGAGAAGGAAAGAGGUGAGAGGAAAAAGUAGGAGAUAUAGAGGAAGUUGAGUGAACUUUCAAUGUUUAUUUUCUUCAAAUAAGUAGCACAAUAAAUAUUCUAAAUCCCCAGACUACUGUUAUAAAGAUGACAGACAUAUGACGACUGUGUUCUAGAACGCUGUGAAUGCAAAGCAAUACGAACAACCGGGAUUCACUUCUUUCAUCGUCUUGACUGGUAAAACAAAUCACACACACACCUGGCAUGUAAAUUCAACCUAUAAUCUCCUUCAUCUCCCAGCCACAACUCUGCCUCCAAUGUUUUUUGUUUUUCUGAAUCCUUAAAGGCCGACGCGAUCAGUACCAUUUACAGGUGUGCCUGUGUCUCUCACCCUGCCUCCUCAGCCAACCUGCAGUCUCUGUUCUCUCAAAGGUCAUCACUGAAACUCUAGCACUGAAGAGCACAUAGAGACAACCAGAAACAACACCAAAUUUAAGUGGCUAGCUAGUUAGCUAGCGUUACCAACGUUUGGUGGUCCGUGAGACUGAGCUAGCCAAACAGCUGCGCUAGCGAACAAUGUAGCAAAGGUAUUAAGUACUCCUGGUGCACUGUUCAAUUAUUUAUCCAUUUUAAAUAUAACUUUUUUGAAGGAAAUUCUGUUUUUGCCCAAGCCAUCACUGGCCUUCACGCGAUAUAAAGUGAGCUUGUCCGAGGUGUCGGACUCAACGACAGUCAGGGUUGCCAGGUCAAACUAAAAUGUCCAAUGACCGACCACGCAAAACUUCCAAAAGGCCUGAAAACCAGCCCCAUUUUUUUUUUUUUCACAGCAAGAGAAGAGUUGCCAUAUCUAUACAAUAAACCCCUUUUCCAUAACGUUAUCGAGCCAAUUAAGAAGGAAUAUCAUAGUAACUUGUAACGACGUUAGAAGCUAAAUUCGUGUUUCCUCAAAAUAAUAACUAUUGCAAGCUAUGACAUGACGUAAUAAAGGAAUUUGAAUAUGUGGCAAGAGAGGAUUAGAACCUUUUUUUCAAUUUUCGCCUAAAAUCUAACUUCCUGUAGCUCAGGACCUGAAGCAAGGAUAUGCAUAUUCUUGAUACCAUUUGAAAGGAAACACUUUGAAGUUUGUGGAAAUGUUAAAUUAAUGUAGGAGAAUAUAACACAUUAGAUCUGGUAAAAGAUAAUACAAACAAAAAAAUAACAUAUGUUUUUCAAAAAAAUAUGUUUGUUCCAUCAUCUUUGAAAUGCAAGAGAAAGGCCACAAUAUAAUAUUGCAGUUUAGGCGCAAUUUAGAUUUUGGCCCCUAGAUGGCAGCGGUGUGUGUGUAAAGUUUCAGAUUGAUCCAGUGAAGCACUGCAAUACUGGACUAUUUUUUAUCAAGUCUGCCCAAAUGUGCCGAAUUGGUCAAUUGAUACAUUUUCAAGUACAUACAGUGGGGAAAAAAAGUAUUUAGUCAGCCACCAAUUGUGCAAGUUCUCCCACUUAAAAAGAUGAGAGAGGCCUGUAAUUUUCAUCAUAGGUACACGUCAACUAUGACAGACAAAUCGAGAAAAAAAAAUCCAGAAAAUCACAUUGUACGAUUUUUAAUGAAUUUAUUUGCAAAUUAUGGUGGAAAAUAAGUAUUUGGUCACCUACAAACAAGCAAGAUUUCUGGCUCUCACAGACCUGUAACUUCUUCUUUAAGAGGCUCCUCUGUCCUCCACUUGUUACCUGUAUUAAUGGCACCUGUUUGAACUUGUUAUCAGUAUAAAAGACACCUGUUCACAACCUCAAACAGUCACACUCCAAACUCCACUAUGGCGAAGACCAAAGAGCUGUCAAAGGACACCAGAAACAAAAUUGUAGACCUGCACCAGGCUGGGAAGACUGAAUCUGCAAUAGGUAAGCAGCUUGGUUUGAAGAAAUCAACUAUGGGAGCAAUUAUUAGGAAAUGGAAGACAUACAAGACCACUGAUAAUCUCCCUCGAUCUGGGGCUCCACGCAAGAUCUCACCCCGUGGGGUCAAAAUGAUCACAAGAACGGUGAGCAAAAAUCCCAGAACCACACGGGGGGACCUAGUGAAUGACCUGCAGAGAGCUGGGACCAAAGUAACAAAGCCUACCAUCAGUAACACACUACACCGCCAGGGACUCAAAUCCUGCAGUGAAAGACGUGUCCCCCUGCUUAAGCCAGUACAUGUCCAGGCCCGUCUGAAGUUUGCUAGAGUGCAUUUGGAUGAUCCAGAAGAGGAUUGGGAGAAUGUCAUAUGAAACCAAAAUAGAACUUUUUUGGUAAAAACUCAACUCGUCGUGUUUGGAGGACAAAUAAUGCUGAGUUGCAUCCAAAGAACACCAUACCUACUGUGAAGCAUGGGGGUGUAAACAUCAUGCUUUGGGGCUGUUUUUCUGCAAAGGGACCAGGACGACUGAUCCGUGUAAAGGAAAGAAUGAAUGGGGCCAUGUAUCGUGAGAUUUUGAGUGAAAACCUCCUUCCAUCAGCAAGGGCAUUGAAGAUGAAACGUGGCUGGGUCUUUCAGCAUGACAAUGAUCCCAAACACACCGCCCGGGCAACGAAGGAGUGGCUUCGUACGAAGCAUUUCAAGGUCCUGGAGUGGCCUAGCCAGUCUCCAGAUCUCAACCCCAUAGAAAAUCUUUGGAGGGAGUUGAAAGUCUGUGUUGCCCAGCGACAGCCCCAAAACAUCACUGCUCUAGAGGAGAUCUGCAUGGAGGAAUGGGCCAAAAUACCAGCAACAGUGUGUGACAACCUUGUAAAGACUUACAGAAAACGUUUGACCUGUGUCAUUGCCAACAAAGGGUAUAUAACAAAGUAUUGAGAAACUUUUGUUAUUGACCAAAUACUUAUUUUCCACCAUAAUUUGCAAAUAAAUUCAUAAAAAAUCCUACAAUGUGAUUUUCUGGAUUUUUGUUCCUCAUUUUGUCUGUCCUAGUUGACUUGUUCCUAUGAUGAAAAUUACAGGCCUCUCUCAUCUUUUUAAGUGGGAGAACUUGCACAAUUGGUGGCUGACUAAAUACUUUUUUCCCCCACUGUAACUAUAGAGAACAUACAAAAAUGAUAUGAAAAUUCAGAAUUUAAGUUUACACACUCCCAGGAAUGUCAUACAUGAUGUAUCAUUAGCUUAUACACUAACUUUCACACAUCUAGAUGGCCGGGCAGGGUGGGUGUGGAGCCAGAGACAGCAGGGGUUCAAACUGUAGAACCCAGUUCCUACAUUUGAAUAUAAAAAUUGAUUUUAUCAAACAAAACUAUGCUACAUUUUAUCUCUGGGACCCUCAGGAUGACAAAUCAGAGCAAGAUUACUGAAUGUAAGUACAUUAUUUACCUUCAGAGGUGAAUGUAUCAAACCAGUUGCCGUGAUAUGUUUUUUGUUGUUGUGCACUCUCCUCUAACAAUAGGAUGGUAUUUUUUCUGUAAUAGCUACUGUAAAUUGGACAGUGCAGUUAGAUUAACAAGAAUUUAAGCUUUCUGCCCAUAUAAGACAUGUCUAUGUCCUGGAAAGUUUGCUGUUACUUACAACAGUCAUGCUAAUCACAUUAGCGCACGUUAGCUCAACCGUCCCGUAUACAGGACACCGAUCCCGUAGAGGUUAAACUCGCCAGAUCAUUUUCCAUCAAUGGAUGUUGAUUUAACUUGUUUGACUGCUAUGAUUAAGCAAUAAGGCACAAGGGUAUGGUAUAUGGCCAAUAUACCAUGGCUAAGGGCUGUACUUAAGCACGAUGCAACGCGGAGUGCCUGGAUACAGCCAUUAGCCGUGGUAUAUUGGCCAUAUACCACAAACCGCCGGGAUGCCUGGUUACCACUGUAAUUAGAACAGUAAAAAGCGAUGUUUUGUCAUACCCGUGGUAUAUGGUCUGUUAUAAACUGGGUGGUUUGAGCCCUGAAUGCUGAUUGGCUGACCGCCAUGGUAUAUCAGACCGUAUACCAUGGGUAUGACAAAACUAUUAUUUUUACUGCUCUAAUUACGCUGGUAAACAGUUUAUAAUAGCAAUAAGGCACCUCGGGGGUUUGUGAUAUAUGACCAAUAUACCACAGUUAAGGACUACAAACCGUUAUAAAUGGCCUAUUUGCGAGAUUGACUUGUAAUUUCAAUAGGCGUAGGCUACAGACUAAAAUCGGGGUUUAUGAAUGUAAUUCAACUUUUGCCAUUACAUUUUACAUUUUAGUCAUUUAGCAGACGCUCUUAUCCAGAGCGACUUACAGUUAGUGAAUACAUUUAUUUAUUCAAUUAUUUUUUAUACUGGCCCCCCGUGGGAAUCAAACCCACAACCCUGGCGUUGCAAACGCCAUGCUCUAUCAACUGAGCUACAUCCCUGCCGGCCAUUCCCUCCCCUACCCUGGACGACGCUGGGCCAAUUGUGCGCCGCCCAUGAGUCUCCCGGUCGCGGCCGGCUGCGACAGAGCCUGGAUUCGAACCAGGAUCUCUAGUGGCACAGUUAGCACUGCGAUGCAGUGCCUUAGACCACUGCGCCACUCAUGGUUUGCUUAGAUAAAGGCAGGUAGCCAAUAGCCCCUGAUAUGCCUACAUCUAAUUCCAGAUAGUCUACAGUAGCCUAGACAAGAUGUAAACUGAACGAUUUAGCAGCUUGCUUAGUUCAAAUUAACAGACACAUUUAUUCAACAUGAAUAGCGAGGUGAUUUCUAGGUAAGAAGUGCUUGUAUUUCCCAAUAACCUGCUGGAACAGACUACUGAGGAUGGGGUCAUCAUUUCAAUCACUGAAUUAAAUAUUAAUAAUAUGUAUAUUAACUGAAUAUGCUUGUCAGCAACAGCCAGUGUUUACUUUUUUAGAAUCUGUUUUACCUGUAGCCUAAUCUGACUACUGUUACCGUCAAUCUAAUGCUUGCAUAAUAACACAAGGCUACGUCAUAGGCUAUUUAUUACAUUGGUUUGCCAGCUCCAGGUAGGCUACACAAGUGGCACAAAUUGAUUUGCAAUGACUCCAGGUGAUAUGGUCAUUUCAACAUAUUUAUUGUAUCAAAUGGUAGGCUACAAUGGCAUAUACAUUAAUAGGCUACUUGAUGGCCAACAGAGGGAAAUGUAUCAUUCUCCACAUUUAGCCCAAUGUCAGUUUCUUUGAGGACCUGUGCACCUACGUUGUAAACUUUCAUUCAUGGGCUAGUUUGUAGCAACCUCAUGAUGGGUAUAGGGAACAUGUGAGUAUCAUGUAGUAGCCUAAACCUAGCAAUGUUACAUUGAACUGGGUGAAUGGAAUAUGAAUGACAGUCAUCCAAUAUGCUGUAAUAGAAAUAAGGCCAUGCUCAUAAAAAAUAACAAAAUCUUCCUCCCUCAUCUUAGACGGCACCGACUUCCACUGAGAUAUACAGCUCUGGAAAAAGUUAAGAGACCACUGCAAAUGUUUCUUAAAUCAGCAUCUCUACAUGUAUGACAGCUAUUCCAUUCCAGUGUCUGUUGAAUUCCAACACAGGCACACCUCAUUCUACUGAAUUAGGUACUGAUUAGGUGAUCACCUGAACCAAAUCUUAUUUAACGAGGAAAAGUAUAAUCACUAUCCUCUUGCAAUAGGACCAGCUGGAUGGCAAAAACAGUGCUAAUAGUACCUCAAAAGUAAUAUUAAUCAAAAAAUAACUAUUGACCAUGCCAAAAGAGUUGAAAAGGAAUGUUUUGAGUGAGGAAAAGAAGGGUUCAAUUCUGGCUUUACUGGCAGAGGGAUACAGUGAGCGUCAGGUUGCUUCCAUCCUUAAAAUUUCAGUGAUGGCGGUUCAUAAGAACAAGUUCAAGCAGCAGACAUUGGGGACAACAAAGCUACAGACCGGCAGAGGGCGAAAACGACUCUCUACUGACCGGGAUGACCGCCAACUCAUUCGAAUGUCACUCAACAACCGUAGGAUGACAUCAAGUGACCUACAAAAAGAAUGGCAAACGGCAGUUGGGGUGAAGUGCACGGCGAGGACGGUUCGAAACAGGCUCCUAGGGGCAGGGCUGAAGUCGUGCAAAGCUAGAAAAAAGCCCUUCAUCAAUGAGAAGCAAAGAAAAGCCAGGCUGAGGUUUGCAAAAGACCAUAAGGAUUGGACCGUAGAGGACUGGAAUAAGGUCAUCUUCUCUGAUGAGUCCAAUUUUCAGCUUUGCCUAACACCUGGUCAUCUAAUGGUUAGACUGAGACCUGGAGAGGCCUACAAGCCACAGUGUCUCGCACCCACUGUGAAAUUUGGUGGAGGAUCGGUGAUGAUCUGGGGGUGCUUCAGCAAGGCUGGAAUCGGGCAGAUUUGUCUUUGUGAAGGACGCAUGAAUCAAGCCAUGUACAAGGUUGUCCUGGAAGAAAACUUGCUUCCUUUUGCUCUGACAUUGUCCCCCAACUCUGAGGAUUGGUUUUUCCAGCAGGACAAUGCGCCACGCCACACAGCCAGGUCAAUCAAGGUGUGGAUGGAGAACCACCAGAUCAAGACCCUGUCAUGGCCAGCCCAAUCUCCAGACCUGAACCCCAUUGAAAACUUCUGGAAUGUGAUCAAGAGGAAGAUGGAUGGUCACAAGCCAUCAAACAAAGCCGAGCUGCUUGAAUUGUUGCGCCAGGAGUGGCAUAAAGUCACCCAACAUCAAUGUGAAAGACUGGUGGAGAACAUGCCAAGAUGCAUUAAAGCUGUGAUUGAAAAUCAGGGUUAUUCCACCAAAUAUUGAUUUCUGAACUCUUCCUAAGUUAAAACAUUAGUAUUGUGUUGUUUAAAAAUGAACAUGAACUUAUUUUCUUUGCAUUAUUCAAGGUCUUUUUUUGACCAGUUGUCAUUUUCUGCAAAUAAAUGCUCUAAAUGACAAUAUUGUUAUUUGGAAUUUGGGAGAAAUGUUGUCAGUAGUUUAUAGAAUAAAACGAAAAUGUUAUUUUUACCCAAACACAUACCUAUAAAUAGUAAAACCAGAGAAACUGAUAAUUUUGCAGUGGUCUCUUAAUUUUUUUCCAGAGCUGUAUACACACACACACACACACACAUAUGUAUUUGUUAUUUGUUAUUUUAUUUUUUAUAACGUAUGUUCUUUACAAUUCAAAACAAAAAAGUGGAAUAUUGCUUAAUAUUAUGGUUAAAUGAUGCAAAUUGCUUGUCUGUGUAUGGGUCUUCAAUUGUGGCCAGCCCUUUCUCCCUCUAUUCAACAAACACCUUAUAAUAAUAAAUAAAUAAUUGGUCACUUAGCAGACGCUCUUAUCCAGAGCGACUUACAGCGACUUAUCAGACCAAGGUGGAACAAAAAUAAUGAUUAAAACAUAUUGGAGUGUAUACAGAGUUAUCUGGCACCUUGUAAAACGUCUUCAAUCUGGUUUAGAAUGCUUAAAACAAUUUCUCAAACAAAGUUAUUGCCUGUAAAUUUGUUUGAACAAUCUGCCUUGGAGAAAAUCAAGUCUGGAAAAGACUCCUCUGGUCCUCUGUAGCUCAAUUGGUAGAGCACGGCGCUUGUAACGCCAGGGUAGUGGGUUCGAUCCCCGGGACCACCCAUACGUAAAAAUGUAUGCGCACAUGACUGUAAAUCGCUUUGGAUAAAAGCGUCUGCUAAAUGGCAUAUUAUUAUUAUUACUAAUUUUGUUGUGAUCCUGACUUCCAUAUUUAGCCACAGGGGGGAGUCAGUGUCUAACACGUCAGGGAAACCCAACAAUUGCAACAACAAAACAUGAUAAUCCUAGGUCCCCCUAGUACUUUUUCCCCUCAUGUAGUUAUCUAUUCCAUUAUUGCUGGUAUGUACCUUUUAGUAAAAUCCCUGAUUAUUCAUACUUUAACAAAUAUUGAUACAUUUCAAAUAUGCUUUCAAGAAAACGUCUUGCAUGGUGUUUCUUAUCAAUUUUGACCUAAUGCUGCUCAUUCAUGAUGUUGAUUUAAUCUUGUAUGGAGUAAUGAUAAACAGUUGACUCCUGAUGAAGAAUUGAUUCCCCCAGAUCAUCCUAUAGUAAUGAUAACCACUGUUUAUCUACAUGUAGUCAUCGUUUUCCUUUACUACUGGUCUGUAGUCUGCCUUGCACAGUAAACUCCCAUCCAGCUGGCGGCGCUGCUCACCACUCACUAGAACCAAUGAGUUUUCUACAAUUAUUUCACUAGACCACGGAAGUGGGAUUGGAGACGAGUUUGUUUUGAUUUUGCAUUCCUUUUGUAGAGUGAAGAGAGACAUACUGACUAAACUAAAUAGGCUACCCAGCUCUCAUUCAAUUGAAAAAUGUCUAAACUACAGUCGUUGAGUGUGUUUUUAAAUGAGCGUUUAACGGCGUCUGAUGUGGAGAUUUUCGGGGCAGUUGAGAAAACGGUAGUGGAGUACCAGGAGGAGAAUGAUCGGCUACGGAGAAUGCUGCGUUUGACUCCGGAGAUACAACUAUGUCGGAUAGGUUCGUAUGUAGAUCUACUGAUAGUUAGCUAUAGUGCUACUCAAUUAAUUAACCAUUUAAGAGAUCACCAUUUCAACAAUUUUAAGAAUAAAAAAACAUAUAUUUUACAGUUGUCUUUGUCACGAAAAGCUGAUUUUGAAAUAGCGUACAGCUUAUCUGCACUCAGUUAUGUCAAAAAAAAGGCUGGCUAAGAGCCAUUUUAUGCUUGAUCCGAAAAUGUGAUUGGAGGCGUCGUAUGAAUGGUGUGACGCAAUUGUGAAGCCCCCCAGAGGCUAAAUUGAGCUCUGUAUGGCAUUGCCGUGCACCUCUCAAAUGUUGUAGCAAUGCGGAGGGCGCCAUAUAGUUCCGCAUUGACAUGAUUAGUUGACGGUAGGCUUGACAACACCUCUGCGAAGCCAAGAAGUAUGAAUGCCCUGACUUCUGCAGAGGCCAUGUCACCGUAAAUGCUGCAAGGCCAAUGCAGACGUCGGUGCAAGUGUUGGUUGAGGAAAGUUUUAUUAUUAUUAUUUUUUGGGUAUCCUAGCAACCUUCUGAAAUGACCUAGAGCAGUGUUUCCCAACUCCAGUCCUCAAGUACCCCCAACAACACAUGUUUUUCCUUGUAGCCCAAGGACAAAUUGGGCUUGGGCUACAAGAAUCACCUGAUUCAUUAUUAUUUUUUUAUUUUAAUUUAAUUUUAAUUUCACCUUUAUUUAACCAGGUAAGCCAGUUGAGAACAAGUUCUCAUUUACAACUGCGACCUGACCAAGAUAAAGCUAUGACAAACGGUAUCCAAGUGUUUAAGAGUAGAGGCAGCUGCACUUUUGAUAAAUAGUAUCACCAUAAUCAUCAAUAACAGGGAGAAGGGUUGACUGCGCAAUCUGCUUCCUGCUAACUAGAGAGAGACAAGAUAUGUUUCUUAACAAGCUCAUUCGUAUGUUUUUUUUUUUUUUUACGAUAAAUCAUUGUCAACCCAAAUACCAAGGUAUUUGUAUACAGGGACUUGUUUAAUUAUAGAACCAGCCGAUGAGUAAAUAUGUAAUCCAUCUGAAACAAUCUGACGAGAACUAAGUACACGUUUUUAAAAUCAGUAAGGGCUUCCUGCACGACUGCAAAAAUCGGACUGUAGCAUUGUCACAGCCAGGUCAAAUCAAAUCAAAUUUUAUUUGCCACAUGCGCCGAAUACAACAGGUGUAGUAGACAUUACAGUGAAAUGCUUACAAGCCCUUAACCAACAAUGCAAAGUAAAAAAAAUAAACUAAAAAAAGUGUUAAGCAAAAAAAAUUUCAGCAAAUAACUAAAGAGCAGCAAUAAAAUAAAAUAACAGUAGAGAGGCUAUAUACAGGGGGGUAACGGUGCAGAGUCAAUGUGCGGGGGCACCGGCUAGUCGAGGUAAUUUAGGUAAUAUGUACAUGUGGGUAGAGUUAAAGUGACUAUGCAUAAAUAAUAAACAGAGUAAAAAGAGGGGGAUGGGGUGGGGUGGGGUGGGGUGGUGGGGGGGGGGGGGGGGGGGGCAGUGCAAAUUGUCCGGGUUGCCAUGAUUAGCUGUUCAGGAGUCUUAUGGCUUGAGGGUAGAAGCUGUUGAGAAGCCUUUUGGACCUAGACUUGGCGCUCCGGUACCGCUUGCCGUGCGGUAGCAGAGAGAACAGUCUAUGACUAGGGUGGCUGGAGUCUUUGACAAUUUUUAGGGUCUUCCUCUGACACCGCCUGGUAUAGAGGUCCUGGAUGGCAGGAAGCUUGGCCCCAGUGAUGUACUGGGCCGUACGCACUACCCUCUGUAGUGCCUUGCAGUCGGAGGCCGAGCAGUUGCCAUACCAGGCGGUGAUGCAACCAGUCAGGAUGCUCUCGAUGGUCAGCGGUCGGGGCAAUUGUGUACAUAAUAGUAUCAUCCGCAUAUAGUUGAAAUGUAAUUUUUUUUUACAGAUUGACCAAUAGCAUUUAUAUAAAUAGUGAAAAGAACAGGUCCUGCAGAACACCUUUCUGUACGUCAAUAAAUUCAGACUUAACCCCAUCAAUCCCGAUGGCCUGAGUUCUGUCACUAAGAUAAUCAUGAAGCCCAGAACAGGCGUCAGAGCUCAGGCCUAUCGAGGACAACGUAUUCAAUAAAAUAGCACGAUCAACAGUAUCAAAAAGCUAUUGACAGGUCCACGAACAAAGCAGCUCAUUUCAUUUUAGUGUCUAAAGUAUUGACAAAAAUCAUUAAAAAACUAUAGUGGUUGCUGUACUAGUGCUAUGCCCAGGCCUAAACCCUGAUUGGUUUACAUUCAAAAUACAUUUCUCAGAUUAAAAAAAGGAGCAAAGUUGUACAUUUACCAAGGAUUCAAGAAUCUUAGCUAGACAAGGAAGCCUUGAAAUGGGGCGAUAAUUAUCAAGAUCACUACUAUCCCGGCCCUUAUGGAGUGGCAGCACAAGAGCCGAUUACCAUACUUUGGGAAUACUUCCUGAUAACAAUGUUAAAUAAAAAAAUGUGGGUUAUCGAGCCAACAAUGAUGGGCGCUGAACACUGAAGCAGACCUGGAUCCAAUUGGUUGGCUCCUGGGGAUUUCUUAUUGUCUAUUGCUAUCAAAGCAUCCAGGACUUCUUCUUCUGUAAAUAGCCUUAAAGAAAAGCUUUGACUAUCAUUUCUCAGAUCAUUCAGCAAGUUUCCCCUAUCGGCAUCCACCCCAAUAUCAUUGUGAGUAUUGGCUUAGACGUUAUUCCAAAGAGAGAGCCCGCUGAAAUAAAAUGGUGAUUAAAUGCUUCAAUGAUGGCAUUUUUUUUCUUCUCGUAAUUAGGCCUGUGCCUGAAUUCAUUUGUUGUGGCAGAGAGGAGGAAGUAGAACCCUUCAGGGAUAGUUUAUCAAAGGGAUAAAAUCAUAUUUGCGUGAAAUGCCCCUUACCCUGGGUUGAGGUGUCCGAAUCCACAAUAAGACAUUGUUUACAUCAGCCUGGAGUUAGCAUAAUUAGCUAGCAUUGUCCAAAUCCAUGAAUUGAAACGGUUGGACCGCUAUAGCAAAUGCUGCAUUUGCCAGCUACUACCAUACCCCGUUCAAAGGCACUUUAUUCUUUUGUCCCCCUCUGAAUGGCACUAAUACACAAUCCAUGUCUCAGUUUUAUCAAAGCUACAAAAAAAAAAUCCUUCUUUAACCUGUCUCCUCCCCUUCAUCUACACUGAUUGAAGUGGAUUUAACAAGUGACAUCAAUAAGGGAUCGUAGCUUUCACCAGGAUUCACCUGGUCAGUGCCUUGCAAAAGUAUUCAUCCCCCUUGAUGUUUUUCCUAUUUUGUUGCAUUACAACCUGUAAUUUUAAUGGAUUUCUAUUUGGAUUUCAUGUAAUGGAUAUACACAAAAUAGUCAAAAUUGGUGAAGUGAAAUGAAAAAAAUAACUUGUUUCAAAAAAUUCUAAAACAUAAAUAACGGAAAAGUGGUGCGUGUAUAUGUAUUCACCCCCUUUGCUAUGAAACCCCUAAAUAAGAUCUGGUGCAACCAAUUACCUUCACAUAAUUAGUUAAAUAAAGUCCACAAGUGUCACAUGAUCUGUCACAUGAUCUCAGUGUAUAUAUACACCUGUUCUGAAAGGCCCCAGAGACUGCAACACCACUAAGCAAGGGGCACCACCAAGCAAGCGGCACCAUGAAGACCAAGGAGCUCUCCAAACAGGUCAGGGACAAAGUUGUGGAGAAGUACAGAUCAGGGUUGGGUUAUAAAAAAAUAUCAGAAACUUUGAACAUCCCACGGAGCACCAUUAAAUCCAUUAUUAAAUAAUAUAAAGAAUAUGGCACCACAACAAACCUGCCAAGAGAGGGCAGCCGACCAAAACUCACGGACCAGGCAAUGAGGGCAUUAAUCAGAGAGGCAACAAAGAGACCAAAGAUAACCCUGAAGGAGCUGCAAAGCUCCACAGUGGAGAUUGGAGUAUCUGUCCAUAGGACCACUUUAAGCCAUACACUCCACAGAGCUGGGCUUUACGGAAGAGUGGCCAGAAAAAAGCCAUUGCCUAAAGAAAAAAAUAAGUAAACAUGUUUGGUGUUCGCCAAAAGGCAUGUGGGAGACUCCCCAAACAUAUGGAAGAAGGUACUCUGGACAGAUGAGACUAAAAUUGAGCUUUUUGGCCAUCCCCUGUAGUUCAGUUGGUAGAGCAUGGCGCUUGCAACGCCAGGGUUGUGGGUUCGUUUCCCACGGGGGGCCAGUAUGAAAAAUUUAUGCACUCACUAACUGUAAGUCGCUCUGGAUAAGAGCGUCUGCUAAAUGACUAAAAUGUAAAAUCAAGGAAAAUGCUAUGUCUGGCACAAAUCCAACAAGCAUGGUGGUGGCAGCAUCAUGCUGUGGGGAUGUUUUUCAUCGGCAGUGACUGGGAAACUGGUCCGAAUUGAAGGAAUGCUGGAUGGCGCUAAAUACAGGGAAAUUCUUGAGGGAAACCUGUUUCAGUCUUCCAGAGAUUUGAGACUGGGACGGAGGUUCACCUUCCAGCAGGACAAUGACCCUAAGCAUACUGCUAAAGCAACACUUGCGUGGUUUAAGGGGAAACAUUUCAAUGUCUUGGAAUGGCCUAGUCAAAGCCCAGACCUCAAUCCAAUUGAGAAUCUGUGGUAUGACUUAAAGAUUGCUGUACACCAGCAGAACCCAUCCAAAACGAAGGAGCUGGAGCAGUUUUGCCUUGAAGAAUGGGCAAAAAUCCCAGUGGAUAGAUGUGCCAAGCUUAUAGAGACAUACCCCAAGAGACUUGCAGCUGUAAUUGCUGCAAAAGGUGGCUCUACAAAGUAUUGACUUUGGGGGGGGGGGGGGGUGAAUAGUAAUGCACGCUCAAGUUUUCAGUUUUUUUUGUCUUAUUUCUUGUUUGUUUCACAAUAAAAAAAUAUUUUGCAUCUUCAAAGUGGUAGGCAUGUUGUGUAAAUCAAAUGAUACAAACCCCCCAAAAAAUCCAUUUUAAUUCCAGGUUGUAAGGCAACAAAGUAGGAAAAAUGCCAAGGGGGGUGAAUACUUUCGCAAGCCAAUGUAUGUCAUGGAAAGACCAGGUGUCCUUAAUGUUUUGUACACUCAGAGUAUAUCAUAACCAUUGCAUAAUAAGUUCCUCAACCUUUUGUUGCCGAAGUAACCAAAUGACCAUGCACAUCUCUCAUUUCAUUGGGCCUAUUAGGUACGAUUACGUUUUUGCUCUCCGAAUGGGAGUGCGGUUUAUAACAUACAGUUGAACAGACAGUUGAUAUUUUGCAUUGAAGUGUAUAGGCAACCACUGUAAGUAUAGCCUACUGUAGUAACACAAAAUAAUCAGAGUAGAAAAUGUUUCAGAAUUCGCGUGCAGUGCAGCAUUAUUAAAGGUUUGGGUAAAGUAAAUGCAAAACAUUAUUGAAUUUAAACAAUCUGUUUACAGGUCCCACUAAAAUGUGCAAUUGUUUGUCUUUCACAAAUGGUCAAAUAGGCUACAGCAAAAUGUCAAUGCAAAUAGAAAACAUUCUGCCAACACCUCCAAGUUCGCCAUUUCUUUUAGAUACUGUCUCGGGCUAAUUCCAAUACUUCCAAAGUAUACAGCAAAAUAAGGGCGUUAUUGUCACCAUAAAGGGUGAAUGAUGGGAGUUUUUCAGUUAUAAUGCUCGCUCACACGCUCAAAAGUUUUUAUAACGGGAAACAUGCGUAUGUAUGGCAAGCAUCAAGUUGAUCAAUCUCAAUAUUUGAUUAUAUUAUUUUAUAUACGUGUGCAGCCGUAGAAUCGUGUGCAGAUAUUUACUGUAAAAUGUACACAACGGUUUUAUAAAUGAGGCCCGAGCUUCUUAAGUAGUCUAUGUGAAUCUGGGCACUGAUCAUUCAGAAAUCCUAUUAAAAUGCUAUUCCUAAUUCUAUGUCUGUAUGAGUCUUCCAGUGAGGACGUUGUCAAGGAAAUAGAUGCGGAUUGAUUACCGGAGUGAACAAAAACUGACCGGUAAACAUAGGAAGUAUUAAAGCAUUCCAAAAUUAUAAUUUUAUUGCAAAAAUAACAUUCUCGCGGGGAAGACACCAUGGACAGGUUGAGAGAAUCAUUACACAGGUGCAACUUUUGCUGGGGACAAUAAAAGGCCACUCUAAAAUGUGCAGUUUUGUCACACAACACAAUGCCACAGAUGUCUCAAGUUUUGAGGGAGCGUGUAAUUGGCAUGCUGACUGCAGGAUUGUCCACCAGAGCUGUUGCCAGAGACUUGAAUGUUCAUUUCUCUACCAUAAGCUGCCUCCAACGUAGUUUUAGAGAAUUUGGCAGUGUGUCCAACCGGCCUCACAACCACAGACCACAUGUAUGGCGUCGUGUGGGGGCGAGCGGUUUGCUGAUGUCAACGUUGUGAACAGAGUGCCGCAUGGUGGCUGUGGGGUUAUGAUAUGGGCAGGCAUAAGCUACGGACAACGAACACAAUUGCAUUUUAUCGAUGGCAAUUAGAAUACACAGAGAUACCAUGACGAGAUCCUGAGGUCCAUUGUCGUGCUCUGAAGAUCUAAACCCGAGGUAGAAGGACACAGAACAGGUACCUCCGGAUCCGAUCUCGAAGCGGAAGCCCCCAGGGAUGAAGGCGCCAGAACCUCUGAAUCCAGGGUGGCAAAGCUGUUUGAAGUCUGUAGGGGAGGCCUCUAGGGAGGCCCCUAUUGCCAAAGGCCGCUGCUUUCUACUUUCAUGGUAGGUGAUGUGCCUCCAUGGCUGGUUAGUCAAGAAUAGGAACAUCCACUAAAGUCAUCCAGAAGCAACCUACAAACUCCAUUCUCCUGGGAAGAGGGAGACCCCUUCGGGGAGGGAUCCCUGCAGAGCACCAGCCAGUCGCCUGUGGAGAGACGACACGACGGCGACACUCACACCAGGCCAGAGAGGCCUCCAGCUACUGGAGUAGAAGGGAAAGUAGGCUGGAAUGGAUUCCCCAGUAGCUUGUGGAAGUUCGCUACUUGUUGGGCAUGGAUUCCCCAGUAG